Messenger RNA from Drosophila navojoa, 839 nucleotides. It is a transcript of the gene tzn, whose product is annotated as hydroxyacylglutathione hydrolase tenzing norgay. Gene Ontology annotation, molecular function: hydroxyacylglutathione hydrolase activity. NCBI's taxonomy places the organism in Eukaryota, Metazoa, Arthropoda, Insecta, Diptera, Drosophilidae. The record is from RefSeq and is a predicted model, not a curated record.
GAAGAUGUCACGCUGAACAGCAUGCAGGUGAAAAUCCUGCCUGCUCUACAGGAUAACUAUAUGUAUCUGAUUGUGGAUAGCAAUACAAAAGAGGCAGCUGUCGUAGAUCCCGUGGAUCCAGAGCUGGUCAUCAAGACAGUGAAAGAGUCGAAUGUGAAGCUAAACAAAGUUCUGACUACUCACCAUCACUGGGAUCAUGCUGGUGGCAAUGAGCGCUUGGUCAAGAUGUGGGAUGGUAAACUGGAGGUCUAUGGCGGUGAUGAACGUAUUGGCGCAAUGAAUCACAAAGUUUGCCAGGAUGAAACAUUCACCAUUGGCACCCUCAAGGUGCGCUGCUUGUCGACUCCCUGUCAUACCAGCGGCCACAUUUGCUAUUAUGUCACAGCUGAAAAUAGCAAUGAGGCUGGCGCAGUUUUCACUGGCGACACACUCUUCCAAGGCGGCUGUGGUCGCUUCUUUGAGGGCACACCAGAGGAGAUGUAUGAUGCUUUGUGUGCUAAGCUUUCGGCUUUGCCGGAUGAUACAAAAGUCUUUUGCGGCCAUGAGUAUACGCUGCAGAACAUGAGUUUUGCUCGGCAUGUGGAGCCGGACAAUAAAAAUGUACAGAAUCGCAUUGAAUGGGCCAAGUUGCGCCGUGCAACCAAAGACCCAACAGUUCCAUCGACCAUUGGCGAGGAGAAGCUGUGGAAUCCAUUUAUGCGCGUGCAUGAAUCUACCGUGCAGAAUCAUGCUGGCAUUUCGGCAAAUCCCAUUGGCACUAUGGAAGCUUUGCGCAAGGAAAAGGAUAACUUUAAAGCUUAAAUUUUAAAUUUAUUAAACGGUUUAUUUCGUAAAGAGCA